Molecule: messenger RNA, 465 nt
Organism: Paramecium sonneborni
Lineage: Eukaryota; Ciliophora; Oligohymenophorea; Peniculida; Parameciidae
Source: the annotation of a GenBank genome assembly
AUGGAUAGGAGUUAAAUUUUAUAGGAAAUCAAUAAUUAUAAGUAAUUAUAAUAAUAACUUUAAAAUUAAAUAGGUAAUCUAUUGAAUAAUUAACUAAUACAAAAAUGUAAAAAAUUAGUAUAAAGUAUAAAUAUAAAUGAAUAGAGGGAGACCUUUAAUUAAUUAUUGAAUAUUCAAUCUUUUAUAGAUUAAUAUACAGAGAUGAAAGCAGAUUGGAUAUGCAAUAAAUUCAAUAAUCAAUUUAUAUGUUGAUUUAUCAUAAUAACAAACAUUAGCUUGUCUUGAAUGUGUUUCUGAAUAUAUUAUAUAUAUACUAAUUUAGAAUAAUUGCAAUAAAUGUGGUUGAAGCAUUCUGAUUGGGCAUUGAAACUCAUAAAUAUUUAUUAAAAUAAUAUAUUCAAGUCAACAAGCAUAAGUAAUAAUUUAACUGAAAUAGUCCACAGAAGUUAUUUUCAAAUAAUUUGA